AUGGCGAUGAACCCUGUUUGCAAGUUGGGGCGUCCAUCAAAGCCACUUCUCCUCUCAUUAUUUCGUCCUCACAACUUCCUGGAUCUCCAUCCGUUCCUUUCCUCCUUUUCGGGAGAUCCAGGAUCCAGACGCUACUGCUGUGUGACUGCUCUUGUUUUUGUUGCUGUUGUUGUUGUUCUUGCCACCGAUACAUCAGCCUCCCUUCCUAUACCUCUUCCCUACCACCCACUCCCGAUCUCCUCUACCCACCCCACCACCCCAACCAGCAGCAGUUCCUUUCGGCACCCUUGUCCCAAAACCCCACCCCAUCCCAUAACUUUAUCUUCGCCCCAACCUCGCCACUAUUUCAUUCCCACCAGCCACCUUCUUCAGCCACACAAUAGCAACGGCAGAAGCAACAGCGGGAGGGAGAGCAACGGCAGCGAGGGGAAGAACAACAACAGCAGAAGCAACAACAGCGGGAGGGGGGACACCUGGAGAAACAACGGCAACGGCAGACGCAACAUCAAGCCACGCAAUAGUAACAGCUUCGACAGGAGGAGGAGGAGGAGGAGGAGGAGGAGGAGGAGGAGAAGCAACAACAGGAACAGCAGCAGGAGCAACAACAGGAGGAGGAAAAACAGUAACAGCAGGAGGAGGAAGAGCAGGCGAACAACAACAGAAGCAACAUCAAGCCACAGAAUAGCAACAGCUUCGACAACAGGAGCGGGAGGAGGAGGAGGAGGAGGAGAAGGAGGAGCAACAGCAGAAGGAGGAGGAACAGCAGGAGAAACAAAAGCAGCAGCAGCAGAAGCAGGAGAAACAACAGCAACAUCAAGCCACACAACAAUAGCAACAGCUUCGACAGCAGGAGGAGGGGGAGGAGAAGCAACAACAGGAACAGAACAGAAGGAGGUAGAACAGCAACAGCAACAUCAACCCUACGAAUAA
This is a messenger RNA of Macrobrachium nipponense, 930 nucleotides long. Its product is annotated as AF4/FMR2 family member lilli-like. Bases 1 to 930 code for a protein of 309 amino acids. The record is from RefSeq and is a predicted model, not a curated record. NCBI's taxonomy places the organism in Eukaryota, Metazoa, Arthropoda, Malacostraca, Decapoda, Palaemonidae. The transcript has 2 exons.